CAGCUAUAAUACAAAAUCCACCAGUGUGUAGGUUAGUUGAACGCUCGCAGUAUGUGUAGAAUCACAUUACACAGAUGUACAAAUAAUGCAAAUUAUGCUACAAAGUGCGACACGUUGACAUUGCAUAGGCCUAAUAUUGUAAACUUUCCAUAAAAUUAUUGUUUUGUUUUUAAUCUCGCAUGCAUGUUCGUUAAGUAGAGAGUUUACAGUAUUCUAUGGGAAACACACAAUGCUGUUAUAAAUAUUUAUUCCGGUUAAUCCGAUCUUUAAGUAUCAGCUAACUAAUUUACAAACGCAGUGCGAUGGGAUCGAUUUGUAAAUGCUUUGUCCGGCAGCCAUUAAUAGUGCGACGUCUUUUAAGUAUUAGUGUAGUGACUUUGUCAUUUUUAGUGGUUAUAGUGAUUUUACAGCAAAAACCUUCUACGGCGUCGUCUCCUACACAAAAUGAAGUUACUUUCGAAAAUCCCUCGAGAUUAAACGAGGAAUAUGUGAUAAACAGACUACCGACAAAAAACAAAAGUAAGCGUUUGAUAUGGCCAGAAGAAUUGCCUUAUGGUGACCGAAUAAGGGAACAAAUGUUAUACGUGCCGGAUACAUACAAAAAUGAAACAACAAAACUCAAAACUAUUUUACUGUAUAACGGAAUUGGCAAUGAUUGGGAGAUACUUAAACUUAACCAAGGGGAGUUUUUAGAUUGUCCAGUGAGCAGAUGCUCACUCACUAUAGAUAAAUCUUUGGCUCCAACAGCUGAUGCUAUAUUAUUCAGACACCAUUACGAGCGACCCAAACAUAAAAGAGAACCAAAUCAAAUAUGGAUUAUUUAUUACACCGAAGCACCCUACUCGACGGCUGUUAUUCCGGAAUCUGAUCGCGACAUGUUCAACUGGACCGCACAAUACCGAAUGGAUAGCGACAUACCGAACCCUUACGGGUACUGGUAUGCAUUCGACGAAGAAGAGAUGCAAAAACGAUCCCCGUCGCUGCCCUUAAGAAACUACGCACAAGGCAAAACCAAACAGGUGGCUUGGUUCGUCUCCAACUGCCAUGCAAACAGUAAUCGGUUAGAGUACGCCACCGAAUUGUCCAAGUACAUAACGGUCGAUAUUUACGGCCAAUGCGGUCCCUUGGAAUGUCCCAAGUCGAAUUCGGACGCGUGUUUUAAGAUGUUGGAGACGUCUUAUAAGUUUUACUUGGCUUUCGAGAACGCACACUGUUUGUACUACAUCACCGAAAAGUUAUUCGUCACCUCGUACUACCACGACGUGGUUCCCAUCGUUUUGGGACCAUCCAAAAAAGAUUACGAGUUAGUGGCGCCCAAAAAUUCGUUCAUACACGUCAACGACUUCGAUUCACCACAGCAAUUGGCCGCUUAUCUACACGAAUUGGACAAGAACGACGACCUGUACAACGAAUACUUCAAAUGGAAAGGUACCGGUGAAGUGGUUACCGACGUGACCACGGUUACGUUGUUUUACUGUCGUCUUUGCGCUAUGUUACACGACGAAAACCAUCCACCAAAGAAUUACGCCGACAUCAACGAGUGGUGGCGAGGACCGGGCGUUUGUCGUCCCUAAAAUAAUAUCCAAGUAUAAUAUACAUAUUAUAAUUGUCUAUUAUCAUUGAAUCAAACUAAUAAUCCUA
Messenger RNA from Adelges cooleyi (spruce gall adelgid), 1641 nucleotides. RefSeq names its product glycoprotein 3-alpha-L-fucosyltransferase A-like. The transcript is spliced from 5 exons. NCBI's taxonomy places the organism in Eukaryota, Metazoa, Arthropoda, Insecta, Hemiptera, Adelgidae. Gene Ontology annotation, molecular function: alpha-(1->3)-fucosyltransferase activity. The record is from RefSeq and is a predicted model, not a curated record. Gene Ontology annotation, cellular component: membrane. The coding region runs from base 303 to 1574 and encodes 423 amino acids.